CUCCUACAGUGCUGCCCAACUGCACGAGCAGUCAGUUCCAAUGUGCCAACGGACGCUGUAUCUCAGCUAGUUGGAAAUGUGACGGAGACAACGACUGUGGAGACAUGAGUGACGAGCAGGAUUGCGGUGCCCUGACCUGCCGGUGGUUCCAGUUUACCUGUAACAAUGGCCGCUGUGUGUACAACUCCUGGGUGUGUGAUGGGGAGGACGACUGUGGGGAUGGCUCGGAUGAACGGGACUGUGCCACCUCACCGUACCCGACAUCGAUCAUGCCGACUCGUCCUGCCAACUGCACCUCGCUGCAGUUCCAUUGUCAUAACGGGAACUGCGUCAACGAGCGCUGGAAGUGUGACGGGAUCGACGACUGUGGAGACAACUCUGACGAAGCCAACUGUGGAGGUACA
Molecule: messenger RNA, 404 nt
Organism: Branchiostoma belcheri (Belcher's lancelet)
Lineage: Eukaryota; Metazoa; Chordata; Leptocardii; Amphioxiformes; Branchiostomatidae
Product: very low-density lipoprotein receptor-like
Exons: 3
Molecular function (GO): protein binding
Source: RefSeq, a predicted model, not a curated record